This is a messenger RNA of Dentiscutata erythropus, 3939 nucleotides long. The record is from the annotation of a GenBank genome assembly. NCBI's taxonomy places the organism in Eukaryota, Fungi, Glomeromycota, Glomeromycetes, Diversisporales, Gigasporaceae.
AUGAGUAUAUAUAAUGAUCUUAGCAGGGAACUUUCUAAAUACAAUCAAUACGAAUAUUCUAGUUUCAAAAAUGUAGAAUUUAUUGGACAAGGUGGUUUUCGAAAGGUAUAUGGUGCUGUCCAUAAUGAUAUUACAGUCGCAUUAAAAUCUUUCAACUAUCAUGAUGCAGCGAUAAAGGAAAUUGUUAGAGAGAUUAAAUUGCAACAUCGAGGUACAAUUCACCCUAAUAUAAUAAAAUUUUAUGGUAUCACCACAAAACAAGAUGAAAAUGAUCCAAAUUUUAUACAAUAUAUAUUAGUUCUCGAAUAUGCAGAUAGUGGAGCUUUAAGAUCAUUUUUACGUAAAAAUUUUUCUUCUCUCACUUUUAAUGAUAAAUUUAAUUUAGCACUUCAGCUUGCAAGUGCUGUAGCCUAUUUACAUUCAGAAGAAAUACUUCAUUGUUGUUGGGACGAUGAAAUUGAAAAAAGAUCUGAUAUUCAAGAAGUUGUUCAAAGAAGGGAUGGAAUUAUUGGUAUAGAUGGUAGACCAGGUGGCAAUGCAAGUUUGCCUACUCCUGGCGAAAACGGGAAAGUUGUAGAAUUUAAAUUAAGCCCCUCAGCAAAACCCGGGCAUUUAUUUAUUAAUGAAACGGAAUGUUAUCUUGGAAAAAGCGGGAUGAUAAAUUUUUAUGCAAAAGGUGGGCUGGGCGGCAAUGGUGCCAAUGGUGGGCGAGGUAUUGAUGGCAAAGAUGGAAGUGAUGGACAUAGAACGAACAACUCUCAGGCAACUGAUGGAGAGAAUGGAGGAGAUGGCGGGAAUGGUGGGAAUGGCAGCAGUGGAGCUGAUGGUGGGAAUGGAGGCAAAAUUACGAUCAUAACGUCGAAAGAAUAUGUAUAUUUGUUCUUGUUUGUCGGUCAAUAUAAUGUAGAAGGUGGAUCAGGAGGUGUUCCUGGAAUAAAUGGUGAAGGUGGUAAAGGGGGUAAAGGUGGUAAAAGAGGAGGACGUAACCUCUGGAUGGAGUUGGACGGAAGGCCCAGAUACUCAUCUACUGGAUUUGAUGGCUUGGAUGGUAAAGAUGGCUUACCUGGAACUGCACAUUUAACUUAUGGAAAUGAUGGCUCCAAAGAAGCACAAAAUUUUAGUGGGAUAUUUGAACCAGGAAGUAAGAUGAUUAUUCAUAGUAUGGAAUUUCACAACAGUGGAAAAAUGCCUACGCCCAUAAAUGGCAUUAUUAUUUUAAUUCAAAAAUCAGAAAUAAUUGUUAAUAGUCCAAAUGAACAGCAAUUAGUAGUUAGAUAUCCAGUUAAAAUUAGCGAAAUCUUUGCACUACGUAACCCAGGUGAUUCAAAUAUUUACGAUCUAUUUUGGUUUGUAAUAAAUAUAGGAAAUUCUGAUCUAGGAGAACAAUCAGAAUGCAAUAGAAUGAUCAGAAUGAUAUUGUAUAAGGAUGAGGAAUUAUUGACAUCUUUUGAUGUUCACCUAUUGCGCUCGGGUGAGAAGAGACAAAUGAAUAGUAGAGUUAGUCUCGAAGAAAAUAAGCAUGAAAGGUUUUUAAUUAUCUUACAAAUAGGUAAAAUGGAUCAACCAUAUUCUCUAAAAUCAAUUCAAAGACGAAGUUUUCAAAUAAACCCUGAAAAAAGUUCUAAACAUGAUUUAAUUUUUGACAAGAAUCAUGCAAGUACAAACAGAGAGUCCACAAAUGUUGAUAAGUUGGUAUUGUUAAAUGUUAUAUUGUCAAACCAUGUCGAUUCAAAAAAUGUACUAAUUGAAGGAACUAUGAGAAUUGACGAUUUCAUUAUCGUGUUAAAUCUUAAAUUUUGUAUUCCAACCGAUGGGUAUAUUUACAUAAUGUCAAAGCACGGAGAUAUAACAAUUACAGUAAGUGAAAAUGAGAGAUAUUUGCUACUUUUACUGGCAAGGACGGAAGACAAAUCUUUAGUUUGGAAAUAUAAUGAAAUUAAUGAAAAACAUAAUAGAAUAGAUAAAUUUAAUCAAAUUUAUAGAUUAGAACUUGAUACUUUUGAAUUUUAUAAGAUUGAACCUAUGGAUUCUAGUGAAGUUUACGAACCCGGUUCGCGCGUAGUCAUUCGUAAAAUCAAGAUAAAAAAUACUGGUGGAAUGUCCAUCCCUGACAAUUACGAUAUUCGAAUUUCUAUUUUGGAUACAACUGGAAUAACACCUGUUUUUAAUCGUACCUUGGUUUUGCCGCGAGCAAUUAAAGCUCAUAAUAGAGCAACAUUAGAUUUUAAGGGCAAAGACUCAGUUGGUUUUGAAAUUGAUAAACAAAAUCAACUCGCCUAUAAUUCUUCAUUUCAAGUAGAGUAUAUUAUCAAUUUGAAAGCUGUCAUGUGUGGAAUAGAACGUCAGAUAACUUCAUUCACACUACCGAAAAAGCUUGUGGUUAGGUUUCCUGUUCAAAUAUGUUCCAAAGUUGGUAUCAGAUGUAUUCCAAAUAAAGAUUUGACAACAAUUGGAUUGAGACUGGAUAAUAUUAGCAAAAUUUCAUUGGGAUCAAAUUCAGUCUCGAAACGAGCUUUAAAAGUCAAAUUUACUCUUGAAAAAACAAAUCCUCCUAAUAGUUUAGCUUUUAAGGGAGGUAAUAAUUCAGAAAAUACGUCAUUAAUAAUGGAUGCUCCACAUUUGGAAGCCAAUAAAUCAUUGACCAUGUAUUGCAAUUUGAUUGCAACCAACGGCUUUAACAAUAAUCCUCUGACAACUAUUAAAGCCAAUCUUUCAGCCACACUUCAACUUGAGACUGCUGAUAGUUUGGCCAAUAUUCUAUGUGGAAAAACUAUUGUUAUUCUCAAUAAUCAAUUUGAAGAUUUAGAAAGUGUUUUAAGAAUGACCGAAGGAAUAAAAACUUAUAGCCAAGCAUUGGAUUUCAUUGAACCAAAUCAUAUUCAUGAAGCCGCUUGUAAUUAUGGCAUUAAAUUCUUUAUUAUCGGACCAGUUAUUUGUCAAAAUAAGUUGGAAAAGUUGAUAAUUCCAUUAAUUCCAAAAGAUGAAGUUUUUCCAAGCAUUAUAACAAUUGAAAAAUAUUUCAAACUUAAGAAAGAAAUAAUCGAAAAUGGAAAUGAAGAUAAUGAUUUAUUAAGGGAUAAACCACGUCAUGAACAAAUCCAAUUUAUACCUGUCUUUGGUCACUCGUAUGAUGAUGACAAAAUCAUUUUCUGCAGAACUUACGAUAGAACUCAAAGGCAUUUAGUGUAUCUAAACGUCAAAGGUGAUAAAAUUCAUAGAAAAGAACAGAUUAUUAACAGGAUUAAUAUCGUUGGAUUUUUAUCGUGCAUAUCAUUUACUAAACGACUCGAAAAAUUAAGGUCAUUAAUACUUACAUCAGUUAAAAAAGAGUCUUUAGAUAAGGAGAUUUUAAUUUUAUUAAAGGAAUUGGUAGAAGUUGACUUGUCAAUUGAAUUUGUAAGUUUAUGCGGAACAUGUGAAAUAUUGAAUAAAAAUUCCGAGGGACAAUUUUCUAAAAUUUUGAUUAAAUUUAAAUUUUGUGAAUUUGCAGUAAACGUUGUAGCUAAAAUAAGAUUAUUGGAUAACGUUCACGCAAGUUGGAUAUUUCAAGUCAUGGCAAAAUUGAAAGUGUUACUUGAAUUUGAUGAAAUGCCUAAACCUUAUAAGAAUAAACGAAUUGACAAAUUGCAAAGAAUUAUACAAUCUGAGUAUCAAAAGAUUUUUAACACGAUCACUAUGAAUACUCGAGAACUCAAAAAAUAUUUACCUUCGCUAAAACAUUCGACUCGAAAAUUAAAAUUCGCCGGAAAUUUAAUGAUGAAAAGUUUCCAUGAUCUCUCAGAAUUAAUAAACGCAUGGAAUUAUUUUUCAAAUGAAGAAGUUUAUUUUACUGAAAAGAAAUAUAAGGAACUCAUGGAAAAUCAUGAAAAUUUAUUUUUUACUAUUAGUAAAAAAACAGCUACUUUUCUAGAAUUCAUAAAUAAUCAAAGACUGUCUUAA